This is a messenger RNA of Raphanus sativus (radish), 3197 nucleotides long. Its product is annotated as filament-like plant protein 6. Lineage: Eukaryota; Viridiplantae; Streptophyta; Magnoliopsida; Brassicales; Brassicaceae. The record is from RefSeq and is a predicted model, not a curated record. Gene Ontology annotation, molecular function: catalytic activity.
UGUUGCAAUGCUUAAUGACAUUGAUAAUGUGAAUAAUUUUUGUAUAGUUUUCUAUGGACCGACGAAGUUGGCCCUGGAAGAAAAACUCAUCUCAUAAAACAACCUUAGUGGUCGAUUCUUCUGCUGCUGCUAAUAAUUCUCAUUCUCAUGUAGAAAAGGAUGUUGUUAAGAAGCCAAAGUAUGUGAAAAUCUCCGGGGAGCAGUAUACACAUCUCACUGGUCUAGAAGAACAGAUAAAGACAUAUGAUUGUCAGAUUAAAUCUUACGAGAGUCAGGUUGAAGCUUAUGAGGAUCAAGUAAAAAACUUUGAAGAACAGAACAAGACGUACAAUGUUCAGAUUAAAUCCUACGAGAGUCAGGUUGAAGCUUACGAGGAGCAAGUUAGGAGCUAUGAAGAACAGAUUGAAGCCUAUGAUGAGAAGGUUCAGAUCUAUGCUGAACAAGUGGAGACACUGAAUGAGCAAAUAGCUACCAAAGAGGCUUUAGUGAAGCAACACUCCAAGGUCGCUGAAGAUGCUGUUGCAGGUUGGGAGAAAGCUGACGCUGAAGCUUUGACGCUGAAAAACACGCUGGAAUAUGUUACUCUCUCGAAACUCACAGCUGAAGAUCGUGCGACCCAUUUGGACGGCGCGUUGAAAGAGUGUAUGAGGCAGAUGUGGAACUUGAAGAAAGACCAUGAAGUGAAUCUGCAUGAUGUUUCUUUGGCCAAGACAAAGCAGAUUGAGAAACUAACAAUGGAGUUUGAGAAGAGGAUCUCUGACUAUGAACAUGAGCUACUAAGGUCUGAAGCUGAUAGUGAUGCCUUAUCAAGAACUUUACAAGAACGGUCCAACAUGCUAGUGAUGGUUAGCGAGGAUAAGUCAAGAGCUGACACCGAAAUCGAGACCUUGAAGAGAAAUCAAGAAACAUGCGAAAAGGAAAUAAAGUCUCUCAGUUACGAAGUCCAUGUAGUUUCUAGAGAGCUUGAGAUACGCAACGAAGAGAAGAACAUGUGUAUUAGAUCCGCAGAAGUUGCCAACAAGCAGCACUUGGAAGGGGUGAAGAAGAUAACUAAGCUGGAAGCAGAAUGUCAGAGACUUAGAAUUCUUGUGAGGAAAAAGCUUCCAGGACCAGCUGCACUUGCUCAGAUGAAGCUUGAGGUUGAGAACUUAGGUGGAGACACUCGCCCGAAGAGAUCUCCAAGGAAGGCUUCUAGCCCCUGCAAGUCUCCUAGAGGAUAUUCAUCUUCUGGUUCCGACUUCUCUGUCGAUAAUUCACAAAAGAAAGAGAAUGAGUUUCUGAAAGAACGUUUACUUGCGAUAGAAGAAGAGACGAAAAUGCUUAAAGAAGCCUUAGCAAAGCGGAAUUAUGAGUUGUUGGAGUCAUGGAAUCUUUGCGCUCAGAGCAAUACUAAGCUUCAAAGCUUGGAAGCUCAACUCCAACAAAACAAGCAAUUAAGUUCAAUUUCUGUUUCUGAAGAUGGGAAUGAUGAUUCUGGAAGUUGCAGUGGUCGAUCUUUUUCAACAACUCCUUCACAACAGACCAAGAAGGAGAUGGCAACACUGCAGAGGGUUGAAAGUGUUAGCAGUCAAGUCGAGCUUAUGGAUGAUUUUCUUGAAAUGGAGAAGUUUGCUUGUUUGCCAAAUCAAUCUACUGGAAAUGGUAGUAUUGAUUCCAAAGAUAGUUCAAAUGAUCAAAAGUCAGAACUGGUGAGUGUUGAGGCUAAUACCGAUAGAGGUAAUCUAGCAGUGAUGGAACUCAUAGCUAGAUUAUCAAAGGUUCUUGAAUCUGUAUCUGCUGAUGCUGACUUAGAAAUGGUCGUGGAAGAUGUAAAAUGUAUUUUGCAAGAUGUGAAUGUUUUUAUAGACCAGGAAAAAACUUAUGAUGUGCAGGUUCAUCCUCCUGAAGCAGUGGCUGAUUUAUGUCCAGCAGAAGCAGAGUUGCACAGCGUCCACCAAGAUUUGAAAACUGAUGUUUCUCGGAUUCAUGAGUUUGUUUUGUUGCUAAGGAAAGAUGUAAGGACAAGUGAGGACACUGUGAUCGAAUUGAAUGAUUUGGUUGAACUGAUCAAUGGCUUCUCCAUCACGUUCGAACAUGUUUUAAUUGGAGACAAAAAUUUGGACGAUUUUGUCUCGGAUCUUGCUAAUGUCUUCAACGAGGCCAUGGAGCUAAAAGUAACCUUCAGGGGUCUUUCUUCCUUCGAGGUUGAAAUUGUGAGCCCAGAUUGCAUAGAUAAGGUUGCGUUACCCGAGAGCAAGGCUGUAGAUAAAGAUUCAUCUAAAGAAAUAUAUCAAAAUGGACGUUCUAAGGCUCCCUGUGAUGAAAACAAAGAUAUGAGGUAUGAAUCAGACUCCAAGUCACAGGAAAUAGAAGAGCUGAAAUCAGAAAAGGAAAAGAUGGUAGUGGACAUUGAGGAACUAAAGUCUCAGUUACAAGAAUCUGAGAAGACGUUAGCUGACAUCAGAUCACAUUUAGAUUCUGCUCAGAGGCCAAACAGGCUUGCGGAUACACAACUCAGAUGUAUGACUGAGUCAUACAGAUCACUUGAAACAUGUGCAGCUGAUUUAGAGAUUGAUGUGAACCAGAUUAAGGAAAAGGUAAAGAGUUUAGAGAAUGAACUUGAGGAUGAAAAACACAAUCACCAAGAAGCUAUUAUGAGGUGCCAUGAACUUGAAGAACAUAUUCAAAGAAAAAUUUCUUUGGUUGAUGAGAAUGAGGAAGAGGCUGAUAUCAAGACGAAACAGGAGAGAGAGUUGACAGCAGCAGCAGAGAAGUUAGCAGAGUGUCAAGAGACCAUAUUUGUGUUGGGGAAGCAGCUGAAGUCAUUGUGGCCGCAACCUGAACGUGAGUCCUAUUCUGAGGAGGAGUUAGGCACCAAGAACUACGCCUUGGACGAAGGAGAUUCAGCUGAUACUUGGGUUAACGAGGUCCCUAGAUUUAUGGAAUCUCCAAAAUGUCCCUCUGAUACAGAGACUAUUGAUUUAAGAAACAGUCCAGUUAACAUUGUAUAUUACCGGCUUGGAAUAUCAUAUCCAGAGGUAACGGAGAUGCAAGCUCGUGCGAUUUUUGAAGCAGCAGCGUCAAUGCAAGACCAAGGUGUCACUGUUCUUCCUGAGAUUAUGGUUCCACUUGUAGGAACUCCUCAGGAACUGGGUCACCAUAUUAGAGCUCCAUUUGCGCUGGAUCUGCAAAUAAGCAUAUACAUUAUGCACUUCUGA